GCUGAAACGUCAUUAAACCGAAGAAGAAAAGGAGCCGGAAAAAGGAAAAUCGGGGGCCUGAGCUUCUUACGUUACAUUUACUUAUUUCAAAGUGAUAGCAAACAUUGUGUAAAAAGCAACACCGAAAGCAUGCCUUUACCAGUUCAAGUGUUUAACUUUCAGGGGGCCGUGGAGCCAAUGCAGAUUGAUGCAGAGCCUCAAUAUGACCAACAGAAUGCUCCAGAUAUCAACUACAUUGUUGAGAAUCCAACACUGGACCUGGAGCAAUAUGUGACUAGCUACAGUGGAUUAAUGCGCAUUGAGAGGCUUCAGUUCAUUGCAGAGCAUUGCCCUCAGCUGCGAGUAGAGGCUCUAAAGAUGGCCUUCACCUUCGUCCAGAGGACCUUUAAUGUUGAUACUUACGAAGAAGUCCACCGUAAACUCACAGAAGCCACAAGAGAAGUGCAGGGAGCACCAGAUACAUUACCGGAAGGAGGAAUGGUUUCCCCUCCACUGGACUCAGCUUGGGCCGAAUCAACUCGGAAGAAGGCUCUUCUCAAGCUAGAGAAGCUAGAUACCGAUCUGAAAAACUACAAAGGCAACUCGAUUAAAGAGAGCAUCAGGAGGGGCCAUGAUGAUUUGGGGGACCACUACCUGGACUGUGGGGACCUCAGUAAUGCUCUAAAAUGCUAUUCCCGUGCCAGAGAUUACUGCACCAGUGCUAAGCAUGUUAUUAACAUGUGUCUGAAUGUCAUUAAGGUGAGUGUGUACCUUCAGAACUGGUCACAUGUGCUGAGCUAUGUGAACAAAGCAGAAUCCACCCCAGAAAUUGCAGAGCAACGAGGAGAGCGAGACAGCCAGAACCAAGCUGUCCUCACCAAGUUAAAAUGUGCUGCAGGACUGGCUGAGUUGGCCUCCCGAAAAUACAAACCAGCUGCCAAAUGCUUCCUGCAGGCUUCCUUUGACCACUGUGAUUGUCCAGAACUGUUGUCGCCCAGUAACGUGGCUGUGUACGGGGGCUUGUGUGCUUUGGCCACAUUCGACCGACAGGAGCUCCAGCGUAACGUUAUCUCUAGCAGCUCCUUCAAAUUAUUUCUGGAGUUAGAACCACAGAUCCGUGACAUCAUCUUCAAGUUCUAUGAGUCCAAGUAUGCUUCCUGCCUCAAGCUGUUGGAUGAAAUGAAGGAUAAUCUGCUGUUGGACAUGUACCUUGCACCACACAUCAAAACACUGUACAGUCAGAUCAGAAACAGGGCUCUGAUCCAGGUGAGACUAUCGUUUGGUCCUGGUUAACAGUUAACUUCUGAAUUCAUGUUUUUCUACUUGCACCUUUGAGCCAUUAGACGGUCUUAUGGCUCCUAAACCAACUCAUGGAUUACCAGCAGAUUUACACAAUUUGUGUUAUUAGGUUGAGCCUGUGCCAUCUCCAACCUACUUUCCUCUGUAAAUGAGUAAUGCUGUAAUGGCCAUAGGAAUAGACCCCACCCCUAAAAUCAACAUGUGUAUACACACACACACACACACAC
This is a messenger RNA of Nothobranchius furzeri (turquoise killifish), 1505 nucleotides long. Lineage: Eukaryota; Metazoa; Chordata; Actinopteri; Cyprinodontiformes; Nothobranchiidae. The record is from RefSeq and is a predicted model, not a curated record.